Molecule: messenger RNA, 3278 nt
Organism: Anolis carolinensis (green anole)
Lineage: Eukaryota; Metazoa; Chordata; Lepidosauria; Squamata; Anolidae
Product: aquaporin-4
Exons: 6
Coding region: 1323-2144 (273 amino acids)
Biological process (GO): transmembrane transport; water transport
Cellular component (GO): plasma membrane
Molecular function (GO): water channel activity
Source: RefSeq, a predicted model, not a curated record
AAUGGGGACUAAGCUUCCGCCAUCUUGGGCUCAGGCGGAUGAAAGGGACCUUCGUGGGCGCUGCUGCUGCCGCUUUUGCUGGGGCCGCCAUCUUAGCGGUGUUUUAAAAACCUCCUGCCUCUCGCGCUGAGAGCACCUUGGGGCGAGUUUGAGUCAGACCAUCGUCUUUAGGUCCAUCCACAAUGUGGAAUGAACCCAAUUUGACACCACGUUUUAACUGCCAUGGUUCAAUGCCAUGCAAUCUUGGGAUCUGUAGUUUUACAAGGCCUUUAGCCUUCUCUGCCAAAGACUGGCUAUGACUCACCAAACUACAAUACUUAGGAAUCCAUAGCAUUGAGCCGUUGCAGUUUAAAGUGGUGUCAGACUGCAGUAGUUCAGCAGUGUAGAGGUGCCCUCAGUCGCAUCCAGUGCAUCUUGAAUCCUGAGGUGAUGUGAAGCACAGUUAAAGCCCUGGCAGACAGUGCAAAAAGAAUUUGCGAACCCCACCUCUUCCGAAGGGAACUGAACCAUCUAAACCAGGCUCUACAGGCCAAUGGAUACUCCCACCAUAGACAUCAGAAGAGCUGCAAGACCAAGAACAAGCCACGAGAGUAAAGACAAAAGAUCCACCCGGAGGAAAAGUGUUCUUACCAUACAUCAAGGGAACCACUGACCGCAUAGGGAAGCUGAUGAAGAAACACAAUCUAUGAACUAUCUACUGACUCACUAAGAAAAUCCAACAAAUGCUAUGUUCAGCAAAGGACAAGAGGGAUCCUCUUAGCUCUGCAGGAUCUACCAUAUACCAUGUAGCUGUGGACAAGUCUACACAGGGACCACCAAACGCAGCAGCAUUGCCCAGGCACGAAUCAAAGAACGUGAAAGGCACCACAGGCAGAUUCAACCAGAGAAGUCGGCUAUAGCAAAGCACUUGAGGAACCAACCUGGACACAGCACAUUAUUUGAAAACACAGAAAUGCUGGGCCACUCUAACAACCACCAUAUCAGACUGCCCAGGGAAGCCUUUGAAAUCCACAAGCAUGUUGACAAUUUCAACACAAAGCAGGAAAUCAUGAACAUGAACAAAAUCUGACUAUCAAUAUUACAGAACUCUAAAAUCAGGACAGUAAAUAAAGAACAACACUCAGAAAACAGGAGAAUUCCAGUUAAACAAUCAGUCAGCUAAACAAAGGAUUUUCCCCAGGGUCCAGUUUAUAACUAGUGACGCAGGAGGAUGAGGGAAGGCAGGAAAUGGGUGAAAAAUACAGUAUGGUAAACCACUAGAUGACAGCCACAACAGCUGCACAUCUUCUCCCACUCUGAUCAGAGUUUGCAAGACAGGCACCAUGGGCAUCAGGGAGGUGCUACAAAGCCGUAGGUUCUGGGGCAGCCUCUUGGCAGAAGCCUCUGGCACCCUUAUCUUUGUCUGGGUGGUGCUGGGUGCCUCUUCCCCAGCUGGUCCAACAGAGGAGCUCCCUUCCCCGCUCCAGCCAGCCCUUGCCGCAGGGAUGGUAGCUGUCAGCCUGGCUCACUGCUUUGGAGAGAUCAGUGGUGCUCAAGUCAACCCAGCCCUCACCAUGGCCUUCCUGUGCACCCGCAAACUGGAUGUUUUGCAUGCAGCAAGCUAUAUUACUGCUCAGUGUUUGGGUGCUAUCAUAGCAUCUGGAAUUUUCUAUCUUAUUCUGCCCACCACUGCCAUUGGACAUUUGGUCACAAAGGUCAGCAGUGAGGGAAAUGCUGGGCAGGCUUUAGGAAUGGAGGUUUUUUCCACCUUCCAGCUGGCUCUCACUAUCUUUGCUGUCGAAAACCAUCGGAGGCAUGAAACAGGCGAGCCGGGGAUCCUGGCCAUUGGCUUCUCUGUGGUGGCAGGAGCUCUCACUGCAGGUGCUUUCUCUGGGGGCAGCAUGAACCCAGCCCGAUCAUUGGGACCAGCAGUAGUCACAGGAAUCUGGGAGCAUCAUUGGGUGUACUGGCUUGGACCCACAAUGGGUGCAAUCCUUGCUGGAGUAUCCUAUGAGUUCUUCUUGGCUCACAGUGCUUCACGGGAGAAGCUAGUUGCUUGUCUGACCUGCCGUGACAUUGAAAUUGUGGAGGCAGCCAGUAUGUCUCGUUCAUCGCUCUCUGCUUCUGCCAAGCCCCCUUGCAAGGGAGAACUUGGCUCUGAGUAGGAUGCAGUAGCAUCAAUGGCUACCAGUCAUAUUCUUACUGUUACCCUAUCUGUCACCCUAUCAGCAUUUCCUUACCAUGUCACCCACUUGUUAUCAUACAUGUAUAUGACUGAUUGGGCCCUGGCACUGACGUGGGUCUGAAAUAUAAGCCCUUUAGGUGGCACUGCAGGUAGAAAUGGCAGUAGAGUGCAAACUGGAAAGGGUUUCUGUACAUUUAAUGGUUGUGUAGAAAGAGGGAAUUCCAGCAGAUAACAAGCUCAAAUUCCUUCUUCUACACAACCCUUAAGGGGAUUCUAGCAUUCACUGUGGCAACCCUAAUACUGGAAGACAGAGCUGUACAUUUCACACAACUUACCAUGACCCCAUUACACUAGUAUGCUGCCACAAAUCUUAUUUUAUUUAUUUACUUUACUUUUAUCCCGCCUUUCCCUCCAUAGGGAUUCAAGGUGCCUAACACUAAUAUAACACAAUAUAAUUGAAUCUAAAAACAAGGCAAAUACAUAUACAUAUGGAUAAAAAAAUAUUUGUGUCAUGGAUACAAAUAUCAAAAUACAAUUAAAAUUACAUUUAAGGUUCACCAUCCCACCAAAAUCCCAUCCACAACCUCCCCAGCAGUGUGCCCCUUAUCCUUUUCCAAAUGCCCGAUGACACAAAUUGUCCUUUGCCUCUCACAGCAAAUGUCUGAGGCAAAAUAUUUUCAGUCAUCCCUGCAGCACAGGAAAAUGGGAUUUCUCUUCUGCUUAGAGAACACGGAGGAAUAACACUGGGGGAAAUGCUAGAGCCCAGGAUUUCUGGGCUCUUUUUAUCCCUGGGUUGAAACAGGAGGAAGUAGGGGAUUUUCUGUCUUGUGCCCCAAGAUUGACAUGAUUAUGAAAACUGAGGUAGAAUUUGGAAGAACUAGAAAUUAGGCCUCUAGAAUUUCCUUUCACACUCUGACACCAAUUUUAUCAUAUGCCCCUUGGCAUGUCUGUUCCCUUUCACCAUGUCCCCCUCCUCUCUGUAGCAUUGAUCAGAGAACAUCCCCAAAAGUCCUACUGCACCCCUUUGUCCUCUCUUCCACAUGGGUGGAGUUCAACAACAGGCAUAAGCCAACGCCUGCCGUAAGCCUGAUGCACAAUAAAAUGGGAGACUGCA